GCUAGACUCAUAAAAACUGCAUGUAUCUCAUAAAGAUAAAGAAAAACAAAAAGAAGCUUUAAAAAUAGUGAUAUAUUAAUUUACGAGAAAGAAAUGGUAAAUGCUAUGAAUUUUAUGAAUCAUCAAACAUCACCAUCUCUGCUUCAAUGUUGCUCCUCUUAUCCUCCUAUGAUCUCCAGGGGGAUGCCUGGAAAAAUGGUGUCAAAAUGCUCACUUGAAAAUCCCACCUGGAACAAGUAUGUGCUUAGAAAUGUACUAUCUGGUUUUGCAGCAUCAUUAAUUUUUCUUUCCCCAACAAAUCAGGUUCUUGCAGCAGAAAUAUCUCAAUAUUCCCAUGCUAUCUGCCAGCUUGCAAGUGCUGCAGAUAAUAAAGUAACCUUUCCACUUGAUGAGAGCUCUGAUGAAAGAAAUGGGAAGCUUAUGAUGAUGAGAGGUAUGACGGCUAAGGAUUUUGACCCAGUCAGAUAUUCUGGAAGGUGGUUUGAAGUAGCUUCUCUCAAACGUGGAUUUGCAGGACAAGGUCAAGAAGACUGUCAUUGUACUCAGGGAGUGUACACAUUUGAUAUGCAAGCCCCAGCUAUUCAGGUUGACACCUUUUGUGUUCAUGGUGGCCCUGAUGGAUAUAUUACUGGUAUACGAGGAAAAGUCCAAUGCUUGUCAGAAGAAGAGUUGGAGAAGAAAGAGACUGAGCUAGAAAGGCAAGAGAUGAUCAAAGAAAAGUGUUACCUGAGGUUUCCAACAUUACCAUUUAUCCCCAAGGAGCCUUACGAUGUGAUUGCUACUGACUAUGACAACUUUGCUCUUGUCUCUGGAGCCAAGGACAAAAGUUUUGUUCAGAUUUAUUCAAGGCGGCCUGACCCUGGAGCUGAGUUUAUAGAGAAAUACAAGGCUUAUUUGGCGAACUUCGGGUAUGAUCCAAGCAAAAUCAAGGACACCCCACAAGACUGUGAAGUGAUGUCUAAUAGCCAGUUAGCUGCAAUGAUGUCCAUGUCUGGGAUGCAACAGGCAUUAACAAACCAAUUCCCUGACCUAGGAUUAAAGGCACCUGUUGAAUUUAACCCAUUUACAAGUGUGUUUGACACUUUGAAGAAGCUUUUGGAGCUCUAUUUUAAAUAGAAAAUGAAUUUUUUUUUUUUUAAUCUCAGAUUCAUGUACAACUGCUAUUGUUUAACACUAGCAACAUUCUUUAGAAAUUAUUAUCUCUUGUAAACGCUGCAAAUAUGAUAUAUAUGUAACAUUUCAAACA
Molecule: messenger RNA, 1246 nt
Organism: Jatropha curcas
Lineage: Eukaryota; Viridiplantae; Streptophyta; Magnoliopsida; Malpighiales; Euphorbiaceae
Gene: CHL
Product: chloroplastic lipocalin
Molecular function (GO): small molecule binding
Source: RefSeq, a predicted model, not a curated record